AUGGCCCCCAUUGAGAACGAACUACAUAUAGUCCCCUGUGACUAUAAAUCGGCAAACGGAGGGGGUACUACAGCAGAUUCAUCAAAAGCGAACCACGUCAAUCGGACUCAGGACAUGGAUGAGUACCUGCUGAAAAAUGACCUGGAGUUCACGCCAGAUGGACAAUAUGUCCGGUGGGCAAAGGGCAACAAGAAUCAUCCUCGCAACUGGAGCGCAACCCGCAAGGUGUACGACAUUGGAUUGAUCUUUCUGCUGGAUCUCUUUGUACACAGGACCGCUACGAGUACUGCUGGGGUAUGUUCCUCAUCCAACAGUGUGGCCUUUCUAAUGACCAUAGACAUCGGCGGCUUCAGAGGCUCAAAAUUCCUCAUGGGGCAGGUUGUCGGCGCGAUUGUCUUCCCUCCGUGGUCCGAGUGCUUUGGACGCAAAAAGCUAUAUUUUAUCAGCAGCACCGGUAGUGCGGUGUGUUGCCUAAUAAUUGGGCUUGUUCAUUCAUUAGUCGCCGUGGUCAUCUGUCGCAUCAUCGGUGGCUUCUUGAGUGCUAUUCCAUACACUGUUGGCAGCGGCAGCAAUGAGGACAUGUUCAACUCCCGAUCUCGCAUCUGGACCACUUUCCUCUGGACCAUUGCCUCGAACGUCGGUCUUCUAAUCGGCCCAAUCAUCAGCAUCCUUGUUGUUGAAAUCCUACACUGGCGCUGGGUGUUUUACAUAUAUACGAUCAUCCUGGCUGUCAUGAGCGCGUUCUUCCUGCUCAUCCGGGAAUCACGGCCCGCCCUGCUCCUGGCCAAAGAGGUCUCACGCAUCCGCCACGAAACGGGCCACGACAGCCUCCAGCCUCUUAAUCACGAUCACUCCCCCGACCUCCGCACCUUCGUCAAGGUCUCGCUGUUCCGACCCCUGCAGCUCUUCUUCGGUGAGCUUCUCAUCUUCACGAUGGCCAUGAUGAUCGCGUUCUCCUUCGCUUUGGUCUAUAUCUUCACCGAGGCACUCCAGCCUAUCUACGAGAGCAUGGGUUUCACUCCAUCAGCUGCCGCUCUCCCUUUCCUCGCCGUGGGUGUUGGUGUUUGUUUCAGCACUCUCACUCGCAUCCUCGACUUUCGAAUCAUCGACGCCAAACACGCAGCCUCCGAGCCCGUCAAACCAGAAGAUAAACUGACCGGACUGGCCAUUGGGGCUCCUGCCUUUGCGAUUGGGCUCUGGUGGUUCGCAUGGACGAUUCCCCCGCGGGCAGAAGAUAUCCACUGGAUUGUCCCUACGAUCUCCCUGGUGUUGAUUGGAUAUGCCUUGAAUGAAUUCGACACCGUUCUAUACGGCUAUCUGGCCGAUAGUUAUCUGAGCUAUUCAGCAAGUGGCACAGCGGCGGUGCAAUUGGUCCGAGCAGGGAUGUCGGGGGCAUUUCCGCUCUUCACGCGGCAGAUGUUUGACGGGCUAGGAGCGAAUGUCGCAGCUUCAUUGUUGGCGGCAUUGGCAACGGUGUUCUGUAGUGUGCCGUUAUUGUUUGUGUUUUAUGGGGAGCGGAUCCGCGCGAAGAGCCGGUUCGCGAAGCAUAGUUUGGAGGUUCAGGAGCAAUUUGUCAAGCAGGGUUAA
Molecule: messenger RNA, 1587 nt
Organism: Aspergillus welwitschiae
Lineage: Eukaryota; Fungi; Ascomycota; Eurotiomycetes; Eurotiales; Aspergillaceae
Product: MFS general substrate transporter
Exons: 4
Coding region: 1-1587 (528 amino acids)
Biological process (GO): transmembrane transport
Molecular function (GO): transmembrane transporter activity
Source: RefSeq, a predicted model, not a curated record